This is a messenger RNA of Nylanderia fulva, 2745 nucleotides long. RefSeq names its product activin beta chain dawdle (gene daw). Lineage: Eukaryota; Metazoa; Arthropoda; Insecta; Hymenoptera; Formicidae. Gene Ontology annotation, cellular component: extracellular region. The record is from RefSeq and is a predicted model, not a curated record. Gene Ontology annotation, molecular function: cytokine activity; growth factor activity.
CAUUACCACCAGAAUAUUGUUAAAAUCGACUAAGAAAGAAGGACAAUUAAAGAAGAAGUGAUUUAAAUCGAUCGCUAUCUAAAUUGUGAUUAUUUAAUUGCGUUUAUUACGAUACUGAUUUUUAAUGUGCGGCAAUAACAGGCUAACUUUAUCUUCAAUUCUAUUAUACCAGUGUCUGUAAAUAUUUUAAUAAUCUAUCUUUCCCGAGCGACACAAGACGAAUAAAACAACAAAGAGAGAAAGAGAAAGGAAAACCUUGUCAGACAAUCCUCGAGAGCUCAAAAAAUUAGAAUAUUUACAAAAAUAAAUAUAUAUCGCCUAAAUAAGCUGUCACGCACAAUCCGACACAGACCUCUUCAGAUAACUUUGAACUCGUCAAGCUUUGAAAACUUGUUAAAGUCAUCUCCGGAAUUGCUAGUGUCGACCAAAUUCGUGAAUUCGCGCGUUAACGGUGGUGAAUAAUAAAAGAUAAUUAUGUAUUAUUCCGUAAAUAGUGUCUUGUUAAAAUAGAAAAAAGAUACAUUUUGUGCGGUACAUCGCGCUUAUUAUUUUAAAGUUUCUUAGCAAACAACUUUGAAAAAAAAUGCGUCUACUCAUAAUAUUUGUUAUCUUCUUUGCGAGCGGCAACGUGGCGAACUGGUCGAAGAUGACCAACCCAUUGAUGAAAGUGUGGUAUACUUUUCUCCCUCAUUCCGAAUCGUCGACUAGCAACGAAAACGACUGCGCCGGCUGCGAGCAGAAUAAGGUCAACGUGAUCGAUCCCAACCCGUACUUGACCGAGCUGAGAGUGGAGUACGUGAAGCAGCAGAUCCUGAAGAAGCUGCGGCUGUCGAAGCCGCCCGAGGUCUCGAUGCCGCUGUCGACCUUGCCGAAGCCUUUGAUAAACGGCAAUGUGCUCGAACUUCGACCCGGAGCGCCCGAGCCGGAAAAACCGGCGGAACACUUCUACGGGAAAACCGACCAAGUCAUCGUAUUCCCAACCGAAGGUGUAACCGAUCCAACAAAAUACCGUCCGAAUUCGAAUCACAUAACAAGUUUCCACGCGGCGGCCGGUUUCACGUUUUACCUUCCGAACGAGAUGCUAUACGUCGCCGUGACUUCGGCGGAACUCUGGUUCUACAAGGAACAGGUCGAAAACGAUGAUGAGCUCAAGCAGACUUUCGUUCUAUCUGAGCUCGAUCACUGGGAUCUGGGCGGCAGCUUCGAAAAGAACACCGUCAUGGCAAUCUUCGAGACCGAUAUCGAAGAAGGUUGGGUAAAGACGGACAUAAAAUUCAUAGUGCAAAAAUGGAUAAAUCGACACCGACUGAAUCACGCCAUUCAAAUAACUUGCACCACCUGCUCAACCGUUCAGGAUACUUCGCCGGUGUCCGUCGAGCAGACUCUGAAACCGUUCCUGGUAAUUCAUACAGCACCGUUGCCGCAGAGAAAUAGGCUCAAGAGAAAUUCGAAUUGCCUGCCCCAGAUGAAGGACUGUUGUCGAGACGAUCUCUAUAUAAACUUUCGAGACAUCGGCUGGAGCGACUGGAUCUUACAUCCAAGCGGAUAUCACGCAUACUUUUGCCGAGGGUCCUGCUCCACAGCAGCAUCUUUAACUAAUAGCGCCUCACCUUAUAACAACGUUAUCAGGGGGUUGUUAACCAAAGAUGGGAUCCAGCAGAGGAGCAAAAUAGUGCCGUGCUGUUCGCCAACGCAGCUCGCCCCGCUUCAAAUGGUGUACAUUGACAGGAACAAUACGAUCACCCAGAAAACAUUGCCGAACAUGGUGGUGGAGGCUUGCGGUUGCAUGUAAUGCCACACUGUCCCAAAGGUGGACAGAGUGACGAACUAGUUAGUUACCCUCGGUGACGAGAAGACGAAGGACGAGACGAUUGACCGACCUCACGCCACCUUGUAUCAAGAGAUUCCUGUUUGCGCUUAAUCACCGUGAGUCUGAACUUUCGCCGAGGUGUUUGCAAAAUCCGUCCGUCUCGUUUCAAAGAGAUCGGUCGUGCGAAAGCGUACGAAAACGAUGAUCGACUCCCUGAGAUACCACGGCGGUAAUAAGGGCACGCUAUCGUCACGUCACGCGAGCUCACUCGCUUUAUGUAUGUUAUAUUAUACGUAUAUAAGUAGAUAAAAUUAUCACUGAUCUAUGUGAAUCUUUUAAUCUUUAUAAUUGAAGCUUUUCAAUUGUCAAUUGAUUUAUAUUGCUUAGUAGAGCAUAUUAAUCAUUUAUUCAUCUAUGAAUUAUAUAUGCAUAAAAUAAUGCAUAAUUUUUAUAUGCGAAUCGCCGGAUAAAAAGCACAAUAUAUCAUAAAUUUCAGUAAAAUGCUUUAUCUGCUUCGAACGGUUCGAAUCUAACAAAUUGUAGUAAAUGGAUAUAUAAUAGCCGUACUAUAUUCUUGUCCGUUCGAUAACAUAAAUAGGACAAAACAUGAGCUUACGUGACGCAACAACAGUACGUCCGUACGUGAAAUCUCGUCCUUAGGUUGAUUGCCCGAACCGCGAAAUCGACUCGAGCGAGCACUCGCGGUGCCAUGGGAAAUUAAGGCGUAAAUUAAGGCGAGCCGAAUCGUGGAGAGAGAGCUCGUUACGUAUUUUAGCGUAGAUACCGACACCCCCGCGUAUGCCCGCUGUACGUUUACAAGGUCGAUAGAGAGAGAGAGAGAGAGAGAGAGAGAGAGAGAGAGAGAGAGAGACCCUUCGGGCAAUUUCGACAACGAACUUUACCCCGUCGCGUCUGACUAUGUAAGGCCGUUUCUA